UAUCCUAAAUACCAAUAGCUUAUUUUUUGAUUGAUCAAAGGUUUUAGAAAAAAGAAAAGAAAAGAAGAUGUGUGGCACAGAGGCUUGUCUUAUAAAGAGUUCUCCAGUCCCUUGUGCAAUUCCUGAAACAAGAGAAAAUGUCACUCUCAUCAACUGGGAUACUCUUAUCAAUCUUGAUCAUGGUGAUCCAGUAAUGUAUGAAUCAUACUGGCGAAAGAUGGGCAACAGGUGUGACAUUACAUUCAGCGGUUACCAGUCAUUGAGUUAUUUUGCUAAUGCCAAGAACUUGUGUUGGUUCCUUGAGCCAAAACUAGAAGAAGAGAUAAAGAGGCUGCACAAUGUGGUUGGAAAUGCAGUUGUGGAUGAUCAUUGUAUCAUCGUUGGGACAGGAUCAAGCCAGCUUAUUCAGGCUGCACUCUAUGCUCUUUCUCCUACACAUGAACCUGAACCAAUCAGUGUUGUUUCAGCUGCUCCUUUCUAUUCGUCAUAUCCAGAAGUGACUGAUUUUGUGCGUUCAGGGCUGUACAAAUGGGCAGGAGAUGCAAGAAAUUUUGAGAAAGAUGGACCAUAUAUUGAGUUCAUAACAUCUCCAAAUAACCCAGAUGGGGUUAUUAGAGAGCCUGUAGUUAAUGGAGCUCAAGGGAUAUUAAUCCAUGAUUUAGCUUAUUACUGGCCACAGUACACUGCUAUUACCUCUCCUGCCAAAUAUGAUGUUAUGCUCUUUACAGUUUCCAAAUGCACUGGCCAUGCUGGAUCCAGAAUUGGUUGGGCUCUUGUUAGGGACAAAGAGGUGGCAAGGAAGAUGACAAAGUUCAUGGAGAUUAGCACAAUAGGGGUAUCAAAGGAAGCUCAAUUGAGAGCUGCAAAGAUUCUUGGAGUGAUUUCUGAUAGCUGUUUGGAUUCCACGUUGGAAAACUUCUUUGAAUAUAGUCAAUCUCACAUGACCAAAAGAUGGCAAAAAUUAAGAGAAGUUGUUAAGGGCAGUGACCUUUUCACUCUCCAGAAAUAUCCACUUCAGUAUUGCCACUUCACAAGAGACUUCUAUGAAUCACACCCUGCUUUUGCAUGGCUAAUGUGCAAAGGAAGUGAAGAUGACCUAGAGAAAAUUCUUAAAGGACACAAUAUUCAAACAAGGAGUGGAAAAAAAUUUGGGAGUGAUCCAAAAUGUGUUAGGAUAAGUAUGCUGAGUAGGGAUGAAGACUUCAACAUUUUUUUGCAGAGGCUUAUGUCUAUUCAAGGACUUACAAAUGGAAAUUAAGACUUCCUAUAUAUGUCUAUAUAUGAAAAUUUAGCUGCUUUUAUAUAUCAGUUUUUAGCAUAUUAUAUUCUAACUACCAGUUCGUGAUAGUUAGACUUUAUAUUGUAUUUCCUUUUUACAGCAAUGAAACUUGGAUAUUAUUAAAGAGUAGAACUCUUUCCUGAA
Messenger RNA from Nicotiana tabacum (common tobacco), 1423 nucleotides. RefSeq names its product L-tryptophan--pyruvate aminotransferase 1-like. Gene Ontology annotation, biological process: amino acid metabolic process. The record is from RefSeq and is a predicted model, not a curated record. Lineage: Eukaryota; Viridiplantae; Streptophyta; Magnoliopsida; Solanales; Solanaceae. Gene Ontology annotation, molecular function: transaminase activity; carbon-sulfur lyase activity.